AUGGCCUCGCCUGAGUCUAAUUGGUUAAUAGUCAGACUGUUCAGCUCCUUUACAGAUGGUGUGAUGGAGCAGGCUCUCCAGUCCGAUGCCCCACUGGGCAGGUCCAGAUCAAUGGUGUCGUACUGCGUAUCUCCGUAUGCUGCAAUGUGCAUGUCGACUGCCAUGGUUCUGAACAGAAUUCUGGUGUUUGCCUCGUCAAGACGGAAUAGGAAAUUACCUUUGGUGUCUAUCGUUGUCCUGCGUGUCUUGGCUUUGUUCAUUCUCUUCAAAGGCAGUUACGGAGUGAUCUCAUGUAUUAAAUCAUAUACCCAUUCGCAUCUGGUGUUCAGACUGAUACCGGAUUAUUACCAAUUUGAUGUCAAGACGUUCUUUCAAAAGACUUUUUUGAACAUGAGCUACGGGACUGCUUCUUGGGAGGACAAAGGUCCCACUCCAACGGUGUUGAAACCCUUCUACUUGUCGCUUUGCCUGUCCCAGAUAAUUGAAACUUUUAUCGCAAUUGCGUCUGGCAACGACCCUUCGGUUGAAUCUGGAAUUACGCUUUUUGAGUAUUCUUUGGCGUUCCAAGAGGUGCAAACCUCGAAGAGACCAUCUAGAGAGCUGCUGACUUUGGCAUUCGCGUCCCUCGUCAACCACUCUCUUAUUCACAUCUUGAGCCUAGGGAACCUGGAAAAGUAUAGACUCAUUCCUAGCUCCAUUGUUGGACUGGCAGUGCUGUACUAUGUUGCAGACACCAUAUUGUCUUUGAGAUUCAGACUGAUGCCGUUUGUGCUAGUUGUUGGAUACCUACCCCAACUGAUUACGCUUUUCAUUAUUGCUCUUUGCACUGUCAUCUUUGUACUGGCUUCUGUCUUCAAAGGCUCGUUCACAGACUCGACAUUUGCUACCUUGAACAAUCUCGAGUCCCUGAACAUAUCUCUCUCGGAUGACUUCCAAAGCACUCUGAUGACCCUUGGCGGAUUUGCAAUCAAUGCCACCGGAAGAAUCUCCUACAACAGGGAGAUUUCUGGGAUCAAAAUACCACAAACAACUUGGGUUGAUAUGAAGCAGUCUAGCGCUCUCUUCUUCGAGGAUGCACAAAAGACCAAGAAGAAGCUGGGUUAUGCCAACGAUCUACAGUACCAUCCGGACAUGGUGAGUCUGGGCGACCUCAACGCCUCAAAGCUCAGGCACUGGAAACUGCUCACCAGAGCGAGACAGACCAAGGAUCUCCUGGUGGAUAUGUGGGAUCUUGUGCUAUCUCUUGCCUUGAGACGAACGCCGAAGUUUCUGGAAAGAACUACAAGUGAUGGGGCAAUUCCGCCAAUGACAGAUCCACGGGGAAGUGGACAGAUCUACAAUCAAAGAAAGAGUUACGUUAAUGCAGACGCGUUUGACAUGGAUAAAUACUCCUACGCGCAGUUACUAUUAGGUGAUGACCUGCAGGAUGUCGACACUUCGCUGGAUUUUGACGAGGCCACGGCAGACGAAAGCGACCCAGACAAUGUUGCAGAAGAAUACCAGAGCGAUUACGAAUCCGAUAUCGAGAUUAUUGGAGCGUCAUCAUUGGCAUUGGCCAGGAGGGCGGAGGCACCAAAUUACUCGAAACAGACGCAACCAGAGGCAAUCAUGUCGUAUGAAGAACUGUCUGCGUUGUUAUCUCCUUCGACCCAGCAGGAAGUGAGAAUGGCCAGGAUCAUGAGUGCCCAUUUAAAAGCAAAUGACAAGCCACUGACCAGAUCAAGCUUUAGUUCGUCGGCCUGGAAACUGGAGGACGUGAUACUGGAAAACCGUCACAGACAUCAGAGCAUCGAGGACUCCGACGACGAGGACUUUGGAAUAGGCACGUGCGUUGUUUGCCAAACGAACCCAAGACAGAUCAUCCUAUGGCCGUGCAAAUGUCUAGCAGUAUGUGACGUUUGCCGAGUUUCGCUCGCAAUGAGGGCGUUUGACGAAUGCGUUUGCUGCAGAAGAAAAGUGCAGGGCUACAGCAAGAUUUACGUACCUUGA
This is a messenger RNA of Kuraishia capsulata CBS 1993, 1989 nucleotides long. RefSeq lists its product as uncharacterized. Bases 1 to 1989 code for a protein of 662 amino acids. Gene Ontology annotation, biological process: protein ubiquitination; ubiquitin-dependent protein catabolic process. Gene Ontology annotation, molecular function: ubiquitin protein ligase activity. Lineage: Eukaryota; Fungi; Ascomycota; Pichiomycetes; Pichiales; Pichiaceae. The transcript has a single exon. The record is from RefSeq and is a predicted model, not a curated record.